Molecule: messenger RNA, 2832 nt
Organism: Fusarium redolens
Lineage: Eukaryota; Fungi; Ascomycota; Sordariomycetes; Hypocreales; Nectriaceae
Product: aconitase family-domain-containing protein
Exons: 3
Coding region: 394-2598 (734 amino acids)
Biological process (GO): tricarboxylic acid cycle
Cellular component (GO): cytosol; mitochondrion
Molecular function (GO): 4 iron, 4 sulfur cluster binding; aconitate hydratase activity
Source: RefSeq, a predicted model, not a curated record
CAUGUCCCGGAGCCGCGCCCUUGCUGGCGCUGCCUCUGGCUUCCGCCGCAUGGCCACAGUCUCAGACAACCCUCUGGACAAGAAGGUAAGCCACAAACCAAUUGUAUUGUCGUCUCUUGAUUCCAUGACCUGAGGCUUUGUUGCUUCACUUGCACUACCAUUCAGGCGCUAAACGUCAUGGCGCAUGGGCCAGUUCGGCUGCCAAUCCACCGGCAAUGCCGAGGCCCAAGCUGCGCGACUUGCAGCUCAAUGGCAGCGAGAGAACAUUAAGCCCGGGUUAUAGACUCAGGAAGAUGCAAGAUAUGAGAUUUGAGAACAAUUGUGCUAAUAUGCUUCGCUAUACAGGUCCGACAGAACAACUGGGAGGAGGGUAACUACAUCAACUACAAGAAGAUGUCCGACAACCUCGACAUCGUUCGUGCUCGUCUGAACCGACCUCUGGCCUACGCUGAGAAGAUUCUCUACUCUCACUUGGACGACCCUCACGGCCAGGACAUCCAGCGUGGCAAGAGCUACCUCAAGCUGCGACCUGACCGUGUUGCUUGCCAGGAUGCCACCGCUCAGAUGGCUAUCCUUCAGUUCAUGUCCGCUGGUAUGGACAAGGUUGCCAACCCCACCACUGUCCACUGUGAUCACUUGAUCGAGGCCCAGGUCGGUGGUGCCAAGGAUCUUGCCCGCGCUAUUGACAUCAACAAGGAGGUCUACAACUUCCUUUCUACUGCUUGUGCCAAGUACGAUAUCGGUUUCUGGAAGCCCGGCUCUGGUAUCAUCCACCAGAUUCUCCUCGAGAACUACUGCUUCCCCGGUGGUCUUCUUAUCGGUACUGAUUCUCACACUGUCAACGGUGGUGGUCUCGGUAUGGCCACCAUUGGUGUCGGUGGUGCCGAUGCUGUCGAUGUCAUGGCCGACCUCCCCUGGGAGCUUAAAGCCCCUAACGUUAUUGGUGUCAAGCUCACUGGUCAGCUCAGCGGCUGGACUGCUCCUAAGGAUAUUAUCCUGAAGGUUGCCGAUAUUCUCACUGUCAAGGGUGGUACUGGUGCUAUCGUUGAGUACCACGGUCCUGGUACCGACGCCAUCUCUUGUACCGGUAUGGCUACCAUUUGCAAUAUGGGUGCUGAAAUCGGUGCCACCACCUCCGUCUUCCCUUUCAACGACCGCAUGUACGACUACCUCGCCGCCACCAAGCGAAAGGAGAUCGGUGACUUCGCCCGUCAGUAUGCCCACGGCCUCAAGCCCGACGAGGGUACCGAGUACGACCAGCUCAUCGAGAUCAACCUCUCCGAGCUCGAGCCCCACAUCAACGGUCCCUUCACUCCUGAUCUGGGUACUCCUAUCUCCAAGUUCAGCCAGGCUGUCAAGGAGAACGGCUGGCCCGAGGAGCUCAAGGUCGGUCUUAUCGGAUCUUGCACCAACUCCUCUUACGAGGACAUGACCCGUGCUGCUUCCAUUGCCCGUGAUGCCCUCAACCACGGCAUCAAGGCCAAGUCUGCUUUCACUGUUACCCCCGGUUCCGAGCAAAUUCGCGCCACCAUCGAGCGUGAUGGCCAGCUCCAGACCUUCGAGGAGUUCGGCGGUAUCGUUCUUGCCAACGCCUGCGGUCCUUGCAUUGGUCAGUGGGACCGACGCGACGUCAAGAAGGGUGAGGCCAACUCUAUCAUCUCUUCUUACAACCGUAACUUCACUGGCCGAAACGACGGUAACCCCGCCACUCACUCUUUCGUCGCCUCCCCUGAUCUGGUCGUCGCCAUGACCAUUGCCGGCUCCCUCCACUUCAACCCUCUCACUGAUACCCUGAAGGACAAGGACGGCAAGGAGUUCAAGCUUGCUCCUCCUACCGGUGAUGGUCUCCCCAGCCGAGGCUACGACCCUGGCCAGGACACUUACCAGGCCCCUCCCAGCGACCGUGCCAGCGUCACUGUCGAUGUCGCCCCUACCUCCGACCGUCUCCAGAUCCUGACUCCCUUCCAGCCUUGGGAUGGCAAGGAUGCUAAGGACAUCCCUAUCCUCAUCAAGGCCAAGGGCAAGACCACCACUGACCACAUCUCCAUGGCCGGUCCCUGGUUGAAGUACCGUGGUCACCUUGACAACAUCUCCAACAACAUGUUGAUCGGUGCCAUCAACGAGGCCAACGGUGAGGCCAACAAGAUCAAGAACGUUACCACUGGCGAGUGGGGCGCUGUUCCUGCUGUCGCCCGUGACUACAAGGCCAAGGGUAUCAAGUGGGUUGUCAUUGGUGACUGGAACUAUGGUGAGGGUUCUUCCCGAGAGCACGCCGCUCUUGAGCCCCGUCACCUUGGUGGUCUUGCCAUCAUUACCCGAUCUUUCGCCCGUAUCCACGAGACCAACCUGAAGAAGCAGGGUAUGCUUCCUCUAACCUUCACUGACCCUGCCGACUACGACAAAAUCCGACCCGAUGACAAGGUCGAUGUCCUCUGCACUCAGCUCGCCGUUGGCAAGCCCCUUCCCCUUGUCGUCCACCCCGCCGAUGGCAGCCCAUCUUUCGAGAUCCCUCUGUCCCACACCUUCAACGAGGCUCAGAUCGAAUGGUUCAAGAACGGUUCUGCCCUUAACACCAUGGCUAAGGCUACCAAGAACUAAAGAAGGAAUGAAGUAAAGAAGAGCAAAUUGAUAUUUUGGGUCACAUACGGCGUACAUCCUGAUGUUCUCGAUUGGGUUUCGAGAGCAGACAGUAGAGGGGCUUUUCAACGGACGGUAUAUGUCUAAAAUAUUGAGCGCCCAUGUCUUUUACAUAUUUGUAGCAAAGGAAUAGCCAUGCUUUCAUUAGUUGUAACAAAAUUCUAACUGUUCAAAUAUCUAUUGUUUAAAAGUGAU